Molecule: messenger RNA, 3380 nt
Organism: Gastrolobium bilobum
Lineage: Eukaryota; Viridiplantae; Streptophyta; Magnoliopsida; Fabales; Fabaceae
Exons: 14
Coding region: 92-3142 (1016 amino acids)
Biological process (GO): lipid metabolic process
Source: RefSeq, a predicted model, not a curated record
UUAUUUUUAUUUUUAUAAUUCUCUUUGGGGUAGUCGCUGCAUUUUCAUUCUGUUAAUUCCGAUUAGGGUUCUUCCAAUUCCGAUUAGGGACAUGGACUUCAUCCAGAGCCGCGUGGAGCCAUGGAUCAGGGACCAGCAAGCGAAGCUUCUCAAGGUGUCGUGGGGCCCACUCCAAUGGCGGAUGAAGUGGCCAUGGACAAGCCACAGCGAGCAGAAGAAGCGGAUUAAGGAGGAGUACGAGCGACGGAGGAAGCAGCUUCAGGAUCUCUGUCGAGCACUCAAGGCCGAAUCAAUAUCCGAUUUGCAGGAUCUUCUCUGUUGCAUGGUUCUCUCCGAGUGCGUUUACAAGAGACCUGCUGCUGAGCUGAUUCGAGCUGUAAAUAAAUUUAAGGCUGAUUUUGGAGGACAAGUUGUUGCUUUGGAGCGGGUGCAACCUUCAUCAGAUCAUGUUCCUCAUAGGUAUUUGUUGGCAGAGGCAGGAGACACAUUAUUUGCUUCCUUUAUAGGAACAAAGCAGUACAAGGAUGUAAUUGCUGAUGCAAAUAUACUUCAAGGUGCAAUCUUUCAUGAGGAUGCUAGUGAGGAAUCUGAAGGAGAUGCAGCAACUGAAUCUGAUAAGGGUGAAAACAAAAAUGGAAAAGAAUAUAUGUGGAAUCCUCUAGAAUCAAGGUCUAAACAACGGAAUAGUAAAUACAAACCUGCUGCUCAUAGGGGUUUCAUGGCUCGUGCUAAAGGAAUACCUGCUUUAGAAUUGUAUAGGCUUGCUCAAAAGAAGAAACGCAAGCUUGUUUUAUGUGGCCAUUCACUUGGUGGAGCAGUUGCUGCAUUAGCUACUCUUGCCAUUUUGAGAGUAAUUGCUGCUUCAUCGUCAUCAAAGGAAAAUGAGAAUGUCCCUAUUAAAUGUAUUACAUUUUCUCAACCUGCAGUUGGAAAUGCUGCUUUGAAGGACUAUGUUAAUAGAAAAGGUUGGCAGCAUUAUUUCAAGAGUUACUGCAUCCCGGAGGAUUUGGUUCCCCGUAUUUUAUCUCCUGCUUAUUUUCACCAUUAUAAUGCUCAGCCACCGCCAAUGCCUUCUGAAAAUGCAACUAACAAAUUGUUGGGUAAACAUGAUCAAGAGGUAAGGAAGCCGAAAGAGAAUGAUGGAGAGCAAUUGGUUUUGGGGGUAGGUCCUGUGCAGAGAUCCUUCUGGAGACUCUCAAGGCUAGUUCCUUUACAAGGGUUACGAAGACAAUUUAGCAAACACCUAGAAGGACGAAUUAGUUCUGUUGAAACAAAUUCAUUGCGUGAUUCUCUUGCUAAUACUUUGAUUGAGGAGGACGUGGUUGAAGCACAGUCACUUGAAAUACAAGAGGGUUCUGAUGGCAUAUCACUCGAGCCUUUUCCGGAAACUGAUAAAGAAUCAUCGGAGGUGACAGCAAAUGGGAAAACAGCUACAAAGAGCAAUGCCAUGACUGUAGAUCAAGAGAAAUGGCACAGAGUGCCUUAUUUACCUUCAUAUGUGCCAUUCGGACAGCAGCUUUAUUUGCUGGAAAAUUCCUCUGUAGAGUCAUUAUCAGGAGCAGAGUACUCAAAGUUGACAUCGGUCAGAUCAGUUAUUGCUGAAUUGAGGGAAAGAUUUCAAUCGCAUUCAAUGAAAUCAUAUCGGUCUCGAUUUCAGAGAAUUUAUGACUUGUGUAUGAGUGAUAAUACAUCAGCUUUCUUAGGGAUUGAUCAAUGGCAACAGUUUCCUCAUCUACAGCAAUGGCUUGGCCUUGCAGCUGCAGGGACUGUGAAGCUUGGGCAUAUAGUAGAGUCUCCUGUUAUUCGUACUGCAACUUCAAUUGUUCCUCUGGGAUGGAAUGGUGGGCCUGGAGCAAAAAAUGGAGAACCUCUGAAAGUUGAUAUUACGGGUUUUGGGUUGCAUCUCUGUACACUCGUUCAUGCUCAAGUGAAUGGUAACUGGUGUUCAACUACAGUUGAAUCCUUUCCUUCUCCACCAAAUUAUUGUUCAAAUCAAGAAAUCCAGCAUGAAUUACAGAAGAUGAGAAUUUUAGUGGGUGGCCCGCUAAGAAGGCCUCCAAAGCAUCAAACUCUGUUAGAUUCAUUGAUGUCUCCUUUUACUUCUGUUGAUUCAGAGACUGCUAGUAGUUCAGCACCUGGUGACAAGGAUAAAUUCAUCCGACCGGAAAGUUUAAAUAACUUCAUAAUAUUCUGCACCAGUGAUUUCACAACUGUAUCCAAAGAGGUUCACAUGAGAACCCGCAGAGUACGAUUAGUUGGGCUGGAGGGAGCUGGUAAAACUACUCUUUUAAAGGCAAUCUUGAAUAAAUGUAAACCGAAUACUGCCACCACUGAGAAUGUGGUUUCAGAGGUUGAUGUGCAAGAAGGCAUUGCUGAUGGUUUGUGCUAUUGUGACUCUGCUGGAGUAAAUAUGCAGCAACUGAAAAUGGAAACCUCUCGCUUCAGGGAUGAACUAUGGCUUGGGAUUCGAGAUCUAAGUAGGAAAACAGAUUUGAUUGUUCUUGUUCAUAACCUAUCCCAUAGCAUACCUCGAUAUAGUAAUUCAAAUGGUACUCAAGAAAGGCCAGUCCUCACACUUUUCCUGGAUGAAGCUAAGUCUCUUGGAAUUCCUUGGGUUCUUGCAAUAACAAACAAAUUUGCAGUAAGUGCACAUCAUCAAAAAGCAGCAAUUGAUGCUGCUCUGAAAGCUUAUGAAGCAUCUCCUAGCUCAACGGAAGUUAUAAAUUCUUGUCCGUAUGUUAUGCCUGGUUUUGCUGGGGCUUCUCUUUCAUGGGAUGCAACCAAUGCUGAUUCUAAUAGAUGGGUGGAUGCUCAAAAGCUUAUGUUUGCUCCUAUUAACUUCGUUAGGAGACCUUUCCAGAAAAAGGAGAUUGUUCUUCCCGUUGAAGGUGUGAACUCUCUUUGUCAGCAAAUCCAUCGUGUUCUUCGCAGUCAUGAGGAGUCUUCUUUUCAGGAACUUGCGAGAGAUAGACUAGUGAUGGAGUUGACACGAGAACAAGCACUGUCAAUUAAUGGAAGUAGAGAUGCUCGGGCUAAGGUAACUUCAUUGAAUUCUGCUGCUGUGGGUGCAUCUAUUGGGGCUGGUCUUGGCCUUGUACUGGCAAUUGUAAUGGGAGCAGCAUCUGCCCUGAGGAAACCCUAAGGACCAAAUUCCUCUCUUAUAACUGACAUGGAGUUUGCCCAAUGGGAGUUGGAUUUCAAUUUUUAUUUUUUUUUAUUAGGAUUUCAUUCUUUUCUUAGAUAACAGAUAGAAGAAAUUUAUGAAGUGCAGUGUCACACUAGCAACAUAUGAGUGCUCAAUUAGUUUAUUUAAUUUUUAGCUCCUUGAGUUUUAUGUCUGUACCGUUGCCAGACUUGUUAUGAAAUUAAAUUAGAAAGGA